Pezoporus occidentalis (night parrot) is the source of this 4205-nucleotide messenger RNA. RefSeq names its product WD repeat and HMG-box DNA binding protein 1 (gene WDHD1). The transcript has 26 exons. Gene Ontology annotation, biological process: DNA repair; mitotic cell cycle; DNA-templated DNA replication. Bases 117 to 3491 code for a protein of 1124 amino acids. Gene Ontology annotation, cellular component: nuclear replication fork. Gene Ontology annotation, molecular function: protein binding; chromatin binding. Lineage: Eukaryota; Metazoa; Chordata; Aves; Psittaciformes; Psittacidae. The record is from RefSeq and is a predicted model, not a curated record.
CGCAGCCCCGCCCCGGGCUCUGACGAGCAGAGGCCGGCCCCAGGGUGGGCCGGGCGGCAGUGCCGGGCGCGGGAACACUGGAAGCGGGUGGCGGGCUUGUAGGCGGUAAAGUGAAGAUGCCAUCUGCACUAAAGCCAAUGCGGUACGGCCAUACCGAAGGCCACACGGACGUCUGCUUCAAUGACACUGGGAGCUGCAUUGUAACUUGUGGCAGUGAUGGAGAUGUUAGGAUUUGGGAAAAUCUGGAUGAUGAUGAUCCGACGUCCUUUAAUGUAGGAGAAAAGGCCUAUUCAUGCGCUCUGAAGAAUGGACGACUUAUCACAGCAGUAUCGAACAACGCUGUUCAGAUCCAUACAUUUCCUGAAGGAGCUCCAGAUGGCAUCGUUACUCGUUUCACCACAAAUGCAAACCACGUCAUCUUUAAUAGUGAUGGUACCAAAAUUGCUGCUGGAUCUAGUGACUUCAUCGUCAAAGUUGUGGAGGUGACUGAUAGCAGCAAGCAGAAAACAUUCCGAGGGCACGAUGCUCCUGUUUUAAGCCUGUCUUUUGACCCCAGGGAUGUUUACCUGGCAUCGGCGAGCUGUGAUGGUUCUGUCAGAGUAUGGAAAAUUUCAGAUCAGACAUGCACGACAAGCUGGCCGCUGCUGCAGAAGUGUAAUGAUGUGAUAAAUGCUAAAUCAAUAUGCAGGCUGGGAUGGCAACCUGGCAAUGGAAAAUUGCUGGCAAUUCCUGUAGAUAAAGUUGUUAAACUAUACAGAAGAGAAACCUGGGAUAGUCAAUUUGAUCUAUCAGAUACAUUCAUCACACAGACCUUGAAUAUUGUAGCCUGGUCUCCUUGUGGGCAGUAUCUGGCAGCUGGAAGUGUGGAUGGGUGUAUAGUGGUGUGGAAUAUGGAAAGCCAGAAGUGCAUAGAGAGGAUGAAGCAUGAGAAAAAAUACACAAUUUGUGGACUGGCCUGGCACCCCAAAUAUAAGCAAAUCGCCUACACAGAUACUGAAGGAAAUCUGGGGUUGUUGGAAAAUAUUGGUGAUGAAAAGAAAUCAAAUGACAAGGUUACCAGUACAGCGACAAAGGACUACAAUGAUCUCUUUGAUGGAGAUGAUGACUAUUUAAGUGGAGAUAUGAUUGAACCACAGUCUUCCCCAAAGACUGGAGCUAAUGAAGAAGAUGCUGAUGAUGAUGACCUUAAGCCAACUUCAGGCCAUUUCAGACGUACAAUAAUUGAUGAUGAUGAUAACUCACUAGAUAUUGGGAUGAUAAAAGCUAAUUCCAAUCUUCUUGAAAAGGAAGAUGAUGAUGAUGAUGAUGAUCAGACUGGUGGCUUUCCAGGUUUACCACCAUCAUCUACACAACAGCCUUUCUAUGAUGGGCCAGUGCCAACCCCCAGGCAGAAGCCAUUCCAGUCUGGUUCCACUCCUGCCCAUCUCAUGCAUCGUUUCAUGGUAUGGAAUUCUGUUGGCAUCAUUCGCUGUUACAAUGAUGAGCAAGACAAUGCUAUAGAUGUAGAAUUUCAUGAUACCUCUGUACAUCAUGCAACACACCUGCCAAACUCUCUGAAUCACACGAUGGCUGACCUCUCUACCGAAGCUAUUUUACUAGCCUGUGAGAGUACAGAGGAACUUGCAAGCAAGCUCCACUGCAUUCAUUUGAGUUCAUGGGAUGCAAACAAGGAAUGGACAGUAGAUAUGCCAAAGGAUGAAGACAUUGAAGCUAUCUGUCUAGGUCAAGGCUGGGCUGCUUGUGCCACUAGUGCCUUGCUAGUUCGUGUGUUUACAGUUGGAGGAGUUCAGAAAGAGAUCUUCAGUCUCCCAGGUCCAGUGGUGUCUAUGGCAGGACAUGGAGAGCAGUUGAUGGUUAUUUAUCACAGAGGUACUGGGUUUGAUGGGGACCAGUGCCUUGGAGUACAGCUGAUGGAGCUAGGAAAAAAGAAAAAGCAGAUUUUGCAUGGAGACCCUCUUUCUCUUACAAAGAAAUCAUAUUUGAUAUGGGUUGGAUUCUCUGCAGAAGGUACCCCUUGUUACGUGGAUUCGGAGGGAAUCGUGCGAAUGUUGAACCGAGGACUUGGGAAUACUUGGAUUCCAGUGUGUAACACGAGAGAGCAUUGCAAAGGAAAAUCUGAUCAUUACUGGGUAGUUGGGAUCCAUGAAAAUCCCCAGCACCUCAGGUGUAUUCCGUGUAAAGGAGCCCGAUUCCCUCCUACACUACCACGGCCUGCUGUAGCAAUAUUAUCUUUCAAACUUCCUUACUGUCAAGUUACAACAGAAAAGGGCCAGAUGGAGGAACAGUACUGGCGUUCUGUUGUAUUUCACAACCAUGUGGAUUACCUAUCAAAAAAUGGCUAUGAACUUGAUGAAAGUGCUAAAAGUCAGGCAGUGAAAGAGCAGCAAGAACUUUUAAUGAAGUUGUUUGCCCUUUCUUGUAAACUGGAGCGUGAAUUUCGCUGCGUGGAACUUGCUGACCUUAUGACACAAAACGUUGUGAAUUUAGCCAUCAAGUAUGCUUCUCGCUCUCGAAAACUAAAUUUAGCUCAGCGACUUAGUGAAAUGGCUGUAGAAAAAGCAAGCAAGUUAGCAGCAGCACUGGAAGAUGAAGAGGAGGAAGAGGAUUUCCGAAAGCACUUGAAUGCUGGUUACAGCAACUCUGCCACAGAGUGGAGGCAACAGCCAGUCAGAAAUGUUCAGCCGGACCAAGAAAUGGAAGAUGCUGAGGAAGCUAAUGCCUAUGAAGAAGUAGAAGAAACACCAGAAGUGCUUAAAGAGAGGCCAAAUCCUUUCUCCAAAUGUGUCACUUCAGCAGAGGUGACCACUCCAAAAUCUGUUUUAAUUGCAUCAAGCAGCCAAGGACGAGUGAAUCCAUUUAAGGUGUCUUCUAACAAGAAAGACCCAGUGGUCCCUUCAGCAAAUGUUCUAGACACUAUGAGCAAAUACUCAAAGAAAAACUGUUCAUCUAGCAGUCAAGCUGUGAACAAGCAGAGCCCUCCAGUUAUAAAGCCUCUGAUUCCCAAACCCAAAUUCAAGCAGAUUUCAGCAGCUUCAUUCUUCCAGGCUCAUACAUCUAACUCUAGUGAAAAAACAGUGGAAGAAAGAGAGGAAAAAGCAGGAAAUGGGUCCCAUGAAGUAAAAGUUACAGCACAGGAGAACACUGAAAACAGAAGACCUAAGACAGGAUUCCAAAUAUGGCUAGAAGAGAACAGAGCAAACAUUUUGAAAGAUAAUCCUGAUCUGAACGAAGCAGAAGUAAUAAAAGAAGGCAUGACUCGAUUUAGAGUGCUGUCAUCAGAAGAAAGAAUGGCGUGGACUGAGAAAGCAAAAGGAGGAACAGUUAAUGAUUCAGCAGAAGAUAAAAAACGAAAGCGCCCCACAGCUGAUGAAGAUGAAGUGAAAAAGAGCGAGGAGCAAAAAUCGGAGCACUCGAAUUUAUCCAAAAAAACAAAGCCUUUAGAUCAAUCUGCAAAUGUCAAAUUGUCAGCUUUUGCCUUCAAGCAGAGCUAAACAAUGUUGUGUCUUCUCAACGUCUGUUUUCUGACAACAUUAGGUAGCUCUGUAUUGAGAAAUUCGCUGCUGUGCUCCAAGAGCACUAGAAAGAGUGCCUUGCUCCAAAUAGUCUUUUAGAAAGUGUCAGUUCUUGAGGAAAAUGUUGAAUCCACUCUCCUGAUCUUUUGCAAGUUACUAGUAGAAAGCUUGAUAGCAAAACUAAUGCUAAUGGUCCUGUUAGCUAAAGCACAGUUCCACACAGUGCUAUGUAGCUGCGUGCCUCAAUACUUGUAAUAUUUGGUGCUAAAUACAGAUGAAUCAUCCUGGGAAAGAUAAACUACAGCCAAAAGCUAUUGUGUGGUUUUAGAGAGGCAAAGUAAUGGCUUCUGUACUAUUCCUUCUGCCAGCUGAAACACGUGUAAGAGAGAGACCCUUGAGGAAAUGUGAUUGAAGGGAAGAUACCUUAACAUGUUGCUGGUAUUCAGCUGCGUAUUCAACAUCUGUGGUCAUAACAGCGGUAGGGAGCAGCUUGAACCAUGGCAGGGAGAGAAAACCAGGGCAGAAGCUGAGUUAGGAAGGUCAGGUGUGCAAAAAGGAGCCGUUCCAGACUGUGCAAAUGUGCAUUCCCUGUGCCUCAGCAGGGUCCAGAAAGUGCUUAGAACUUGAAAAUGUAUGUAAUCGUUUUAUAUUGUGUGUUUUUUUUUAAUAAAAUGUGAAUGUUUCUUUGUUUAA